Messenger RNA from Pseudovirgaria hyperparasitica, 1611 nucleotides. RefSeq names its product dihydrouridine synthase family protein. The transcript is spliced from 2 exons. Gene Ontology annotation, molecular function: tRNA dihydrouridine synthase activity; flavin adenine dinucleotide binding. Bases 1 to 1611 code for a protein of 536 amino acids. Gene Ontology annotation, biological process: tRNA processing. The record is from RefSeq and is a predicted model, not a curated record. NCBI's taxonomy places the organism in Eukaryota, Fungi, Ascomycota, Dothideomycetes, Acrospermales, Acrospermaceae.
AUGAACAACGCCGUGGGGGCCUCCGCCGUCAUGAAUGGCGAGAAACCUUCAAAGACAAGACUACGUGGAAGAGCUUUCUACGAAAGCUUAGGUAGUCCCAAAUACAUCUUGGCGCCGAUGGUCAACCAGUCGGAGUUUGCCUGGCGAAUGCUCACGCGGUCAUUCAUGUCUCCCGGGAAACAACACGAGCUUCUUGCAUACUCGCCGAUGAUGCACGCAAGACUAUUUGCAGAAGUUACAAAGUAUCGGGCCACGAAUUUCCUCCCGACAAGGACCGCUAUACCUUCUCCUCCAGAGCCAUAUGACGGGAAGCCGGUGCAAGAAGAUGACCUGUUCCUAGAUGGGAAUCCCAAGUUCGAUCGACCACUAUUCGUACAAUUUUGCGCAAACGAUCCUGACAUACUAUUGGCGGCUGCACAGCACGUACAACCAUAUUGCGACGCAGUGGACUUGAAUCUGGGUUGUCCACAAGGAAUAGCUAAGAAGGGGCACUAUGGAGCUUUUUUACAGGAGGACUGGGACCUUAUCGCGAGGAUGAUCAGGAAGCUAAACACAAACCUGGAUAUACCCAUCACGGCCAAGAUGAGGAUUCUGGAAACAAAGGAGAAGACGUUGGAAUACGCUAAGACAAUUAUAGAGGCUGGUGCCAGCAUUCUCACUGUACACGGCCGACAGCGAGAUCAAAAAGGUCACAACACUGGGCUUGCAGAUUGGAGUGUUAUCAAGUACUUGCGCGAGCAGUUACCCGCUGAUACUGUCAUGUUCGCAAAUGGAAACAUACUCCAACAUGGCAACAUAGACCAGUGCUUGCGCGAGACUGGCGUUGACGGCAUCAUGAGCGCUGAGGGUAACCUAUCUGACCCAACAAUCUUCUCAGAGCCUCCUCCAAUAGGUCAGGAAAGUCGAGAGUAUUGGAGAGGCAAGGAUGGCAAGGGUGGCUACCGAAUGGAUGCUGUGAUGCGGAGGUAUAUUGACAUACUCUACAAGUAUGUUCUUGAAAGGGAACCGCCAGAACGCCUACCCUUGUUUGUACCUUCCGAUGCACCGUCAAGUGACAAAGUUGAGGAGAUUAACGGCAAGGUGGAAGACGCCAGCUCAGAGGGUCCGCCUCGAAAGAAAGCAAAGGUUGAUCACGUCCGCUCAAAAGCACCACGAGACCUAAAUCCCAACAUGGUCGCUGUUCAGCCGCAUCUCUUCAGCCUUCUGAGGCCCUUGGUCUCCGUUCAUCACAAUGUGCGCGAUGCGUUAGCUCGUCACCGGCCCGGCGACUUGGACUCGCUUGAGAAUGUGUUGACUUUGGUUGAAGCGGCUGUCAAAAAAGGUCUCGUGGAGUAUGAGCAUGAUUCGGCGAAGGAGCCCCAAAAACUUAACGAGAGCGACGCUAUUGGCAGGUGUAGACGACCUUACUUCAUAUGUCAACCAUAUAUUCGUCCUCUACCCGCCGAAGCGCUUGCUAAAGGCAGUAUGCAAUUGAGUAAGAAAGAGAAGAAGAGGCGGGAAGAGGAAGAGGCAGAGCGGAAGCGACUGGAGAAGCACACCACUCAACCUGAAAAGCCGGAGCCGACACGAAACGAAGCAGGUACAGUACAACAGAGUGCUGUAUACGGAUGA